Molecule: messenger RNA, 1296 nt
Organism: Hyaloperonospora brassicae
Lineage: Eukaryota; Oomycota; Peronosporomycetes; Peronosporales; Peronosporaceae
Source: the annotation of a GenBank genome assembly
AUGGCCCCCGUCGACUUGCACCACGUCGCGCUGCCGGCGUUCACGCUCUCGCCCGAGCGCCAGCGCACGCUCCUCGCCGAGCGCGACGCGCUGAUCGAGACCACGCUCGAGCUGCGCAGCGCCUUUGCCGCGGGCGGCCACCAGCUCGACACGAGCGCGUGGAAACUCGUCAAGACGGUUGACGACGUCCGCGCGUACCGCUCGCGUCGCGCGUUGCACGGCGCGCCGGACCAGACGUUGGACGACACGUGCGACAUGGACUCGUCGUCCUCUCGCUCGAGCUCGCCGAGCUCUUCGGUGGACCGCAACCAGCUGCCGAGUCUCGGGUCGUCGUCGUCCAGCGGCUGCGGCGGUAGCGGUAGUGGCAGUGGUCGUAGCAGCCGUCCCGGGCGACGUCCGCGGCGCUUCUGCCCGAGCGUGAAACCCGCGGCGCGACCCCCUGCGGUCGUGAUCUCCGGUGUCAUUGACGGCACGGCCGAAGACGCCGUGCUCGGCCUCAUUGCCCACACGGACGUGCAGUUCAAGACGCGCGCGGCGCACCUCAAGACAGAGCUCGACAACGCGCGGCCGCUCGCGGAGCUCGUGCUGCCCACGCAAGAGGACCCACUGGUGUACGCCGCGGUCAAGUGGGGCCUUGAGCCCUACGGCCGCUUUAGUCAAGCGCGCGACUUUGUCUUCUUGGAAGCCGGGGGCUUGACCACAGACGCCGAGGGCCACGUCGUGGCCUAUGCGAUUCGCCAAUCGGUCGACCUCUCGGAUGUCAUCGACCUCCCGCGGCUCCCCCACACCAUUCGAGGGUACAUGUCGGGGUGCCAGACGUUUGGCAACAUGACGCCGCGGGGCGACACGGCGCACCGGACGGUCGAAGUCUUUUCCCGCGCGUUCAUUGAAAUGGACGGCAGUGUGCCCGCGAACAUGGCCGCAGCUGCCUAUGCCGAGAAGCUCAUGGCCCUUGCACUUAUUAUCGAGUGUGCGUACACGCACAAGCUCGCGUACUUGAUGCGGCGGUCCACUACCCGCAGCCAGUGCGGCGCCCAGUGGUACCGGCACUCGAGCAACACUUGCACGAAUUGCACGCGGGCCGUGUGUCGCGUGCUGUUUCGACCGCUCCAAAGCGGCGGCUCCUGUCGCAUCUGUCAACGGACGUUCUGCGGCAAAUGCUCAAUCACGCGGAAGAUGUACGUGACGCUGGGGAACGAAGUGCUGCAGAAAGAGAUGCUCUUUUGUCUCGAGUGUUUGUUGGAAGCCAAGUCGCUCGAUGCACAUGUAGUGGCGUCGGAUAAAAUCAAUUGGUAA